Penicillium crustosum is the source of this 2565-nucleotide messenger RNA. Its product is annotated as cullin family protein. Gene Ontology annotation, biological process: DNA damage response; ubiquitin-dependent protein catabolic process; protein ubiquitination. The record is from RefSeq and is a predicted model, not a curated record. The coding region runs from base 1 to 2565 and encodes 854 amino acids. Lineage: Eukaryota; Fungi; Ascomycota; Eurotiomycetes; Eurotiales; Aspergillaceae. The transcript has 6 exons. Gene Ontology annotation, cellular component: Cul4-RING E3 ubiquitin ligase complex. Gene Ontology annotation, molecular function: ubiquitin protein ligase binding.
AUGCCGCAGAACUCGAGAGGCGACACCGAGCAGAGCGGUAAGCGCCAAUCGAUCGGCAAGAGGAAGCUUUCUGAUCAAGGAGAGUCGCAGCCGGCACAACAGACCAUCUCCGAGCUCCUCUCCCAACGAUAUUCACCCGACCGGAGUCUUGAUUCGCAAACAAAUAAGCGUUCUCGCCUGUCACCGUCUCCGUCACGGCCUUCCUUCACACAAACGGUCCCACAUAAGAUGUAUCCGAUUUCCGGCUCCCCGCCUAAGAACGGCGCACCUGGUCGGGGACUGUCUGGGCCAAACGGUCCCAUCAGAUCCCAAGGCUUGAACGCCAAUACACGCCAGAACAACUUUUCUCCUCACACCGGCGCGAAAAAGCUCGUCGUUAAGAACCUCCGCACCGGACCACGGUUGAACCAGGAAUCAUAUUUCGAUAAGGUGUGGUCGCAGUUGGAUGCGGCUCUAACCGCUAUUUUUGAUGGCAGGAAACCCGAGAGCUCGCUGGAAGAGCUAUACAAAGGCGGGGAGAAUGUGUGCCGCCAGGAGCGGGCGGCCUUGUUGGCCAAGAAACUUCAGGAUCGAUGCAGAGAGUUUGUCAAUGGGAAAAUGCGCACGAAUCUUGUGACCAGAGCUGGAGGUAGCACUGAUGUUGGUACACUACGGACUGUAAUUGAAGCAUGGUCCGCCUGGCACUCGAGGCUGGUUACUGUUCGUUGGAUCUUCUAUUAUCUCGACCAGUCAUUCCUCUUGCAUUCUAAAGAACAACCGGUGAUCCGUGAAAUGGGAUUGAUUCAAUUCCGGUCAUACAUCUUCUCCGACGCCAGCUUGAAGCCAAAGAUUUUGAAAGGAGCAUACGAUUUGAUCGAGGCCAUGGAGCUUUUCCACAGCCUCGAUGUUUAUGCGAGUGACUUUGAGCCUUUAUUCAUGGCCAAGUCCGAGGAGUUUGUGAAGGAGUGGUCUCAACAACAAGCAGCAGGAACCCUGGCUGCAUACGUCGAGAAUGCUCACCAGUUGAUCGAACGUGAAGUCGAACGGUGCGGGCUGUUCUCUUUCAAUCGAAGCACGAAGCUCAAACUGUCCGAGCUCCUGGAUGAGACUCUAGUUACACAACAAAAGGACGUGUUGACCAGCGAAAGUGAAGUGCUUAGUUUGAUGCGAGCCGGAAAUAAGACCGCCUUGAAACAACUAUACGGGUUGCUUGACCGGCGAGAUCUUAGUCUCGAGUUGAAACCUGCAUUUAGGAAGUAUAUCAUCGAAGAAGGAGAGGGCAUCGUGUUUGAUCAAGAAAGGGAGGCUGACAUGGUCGUUCACCUGCUCCAGUUUAAGGAAAAGGUUGAUGACAUUUGUGCCAAUGCCUUCGACUCGAACGAGGAAUUGGGUCACACGGUCCGCGAAGCCUUUGGUGCCUUCAUGAACCGCGGGAAGAAGAUGGACUCUACAGGUGGCACUGACAACCCCAAGUCGGGUGAAAUGAUCGCCAAAUACGUGGAUAGGCUGCUCAAGGGCGGUUACAAGCUGCCACCCGGUCGUAAUCCAGAGGAAAUCAGUCUGAUGUCCGACGAUGCAGAGCUUGAUCGGCAACUUGACCAAGUUCUCGACCUCUUCCGGUUCGUACAUGGCAAGGCUGUCUUUGAAGCCUUUUACAAGAACGACCUUGCCCGGCGUCUCUUGAUGAAACGAAGCGCGAGCAACGAUGCGGAAAAGAGCAUGUUAGCUCGUUUGAAGAACGAAUGCGGGUCAAACUUCACUCAUAACCUCGAGUCCAUGUUCAACGACAUGGACACUGCUAACGAUGAAAUGACGGCCUUCAGACGGUCGCAACAGGAGGAGCGGAAGGGCCGGUUUGAAUUCGAAGUCAACGUGCUCUCUGCCGCCUCCUGGCCGACAUAUCCCGAUGUCCCCGUACGGAUUCCCGCAAAGAUUGCACGCUCGAUCAACAAAUUCGAGACUUUCUACCACAACAAACAUACAGGCCGCAAGCUCACUUGGAAACAUCAACUGGCGCAUUGUCAGCUGACAGCAAACUUCCCCCUUGGCAAGAAGAACCUAGUAGUCAGCUCCUUCCAAGCGAUCGUAUUGCUGCUGUUUAACGAUAUCCCCGAUGGCGAAAGCAUGCAGUACCCCCAGAUCCAAGAAGCGACCGGAUUGUCGGACCCGGAAUUGAAGCGAACACUCCAGUCUCUGGCGUGCGCCAAGUACCGAGUCUUAUCCAAGACCCCCAAGGGCAAGGAUGUGAACCCCAGCGACCAAUUCUCGUACAACACGAGUUUCAGCGACAAGCAAAUGCGCAUCAAGAUCAACCAGAUCCAGCUGAAGGAGACCAAAGAGGAGACCAAGACGACGCACGAGCGGGUUGCGGCCGAUCGUCAUUUCGAGACGCAAGCUGCUAUCGUGCGCAUUAUGAAGAGUCGCAAAGCUCUUAGUCAUGCCGAGCUAAUCGCAGAGGUUAUCAAUGCUACUAAGAGCCGGGGUGUUCUUCAGCCUGCGGAGAUUAAGGGAGAGAUUGAGAAGUUGAUUGAGAAGGAAUACAUUGAGCGCAAAGAAGGAACUAAUCAAUACACCUACGUGUCAUGA